AGAAACUGAUAUUGUUAUUGCUCUACUCGUCCCACGAUAGGCGGAUGAUAGCGGACGGACGCGUAACACGUCACGGACCGCCGCCACGGCGACGCCAUCGCGCCCAACCGGAAUCGCGGCGAUGUUCUGCUCACGACGUCACGACGCGGUACCUAUCGAACGACACGUCUUCCUCGCCGCGCCACAGUCGCCCAGCCAUCGAUUAAUAAUAGUAAUAAUGAUAUUAUUAUUAAUCAUUCCGAUUGAUGUUUUCCGAUAUCGUCUCCCGUAAUCCGCGGUGUUAUUAUUACUAUUAUUAUUAUUAUUAUUAAUAUAGUGCACUAUUAACAUUAUUAUUAUUAUUAUUAUUAUUAUUAUUACUAUUAUUAUUAUCGUUGUACGAGUAGUUGCGGAUCACAUGGUUUAAGUUCCUCGAUAACGGUUAUCAUUGYCUGUCGUGUCCAUUACGGUUGUGUCGCGGUGGUGWAGACGGUGUUGUUGUUGUCUAUGCACAAAGCCACAAAGCCCCAGUGUUGUUAUUGUCGGAUAUCGUUGUCGCCGCGUCCGUUCAUCAAAUUUUGGUUUCCCCAUCGCCGGAUAGCCGUCGCGCUCGCACGCUCCGUCGUUUCGUCGGAUCCGAUCGUCGUCGUCGUGCUUUACAAAGUGGUUCACAUCGUCAGCGGUUUCUUCAUCGGUGACGUCCGUCGUUGGGGCCGCCGCGAACAGCGUCGUUGCCGCGACGAUCGUUGGCAGUGUACAACAACUGCAGUCGUUGGGGACACGGACACAACAAGUGGCUGACAUCCGGUGCAAGAACCGAAAUCCUCACGAAAUACGUGCAUGAGGUCUCAAACUGGAAAGAAGCCAUUUCCAUGUAAGGCCCAUUUAAAUUUUUCAUGGUUAAUGUCAAAUUUAAAUGUACACAUGAGUUCUCGAACGGGAGAGAAACCAUAUACAUGUGAGGUCUGCUCAAAAUCAUUUACUCUAAACCAGCAACUAAUUACUCACAUGAGGUCUCACACUGGAGAGAAGCCUUUUUCAUGUGAGGUUUGCUUAAAACCUUUCUCUACAAAUGGCAAUUUAAAAAUACACAUGAGGUCUCAUACAGGGGAGAAACCAUUUUCAUGUGAUGUCUGCUUAAAAACGUUUACUCUAAAUCAGCAACUAAUAACUCACAAAAGGUCUCAUACCGGAGAGAAGCCAUUUUCUUGUGAAGUAUGUCUAAAAUGUUUCUCCACAAAUGGCAAUUUGAAAGUACACAUGAGGUCUCACACUGGAGAAAAACCAUUUUCGUGUGAGGUUUGUCUAAAAUCAUUUACUCUAAACCAGCAACUAAUUACUCACAUGAAGUCACAUACGGGAGAGAAAUCAUUUUCGUGUGAAGUAUGUCUAAAAUCAUUUCCUGUUAACGGUUCAUUAAUCAAACACAUGAGAGUCCAUGCAGAGAAAAAGCCAUUUUGUGAUCCAUGUAAAAAAUGUUUUCCCCAAAAUGGUCAGCUUGUAAGUCAUACAAGAAUUCAGGAGGACCCAAGGAUGUUAGAGGACAGUGCUAAUUGUAUGAUGUCGACUUACAAAAAAUCCUUUAAUUUAAACAGUAAUAUUUAUUAAUUGACUGUUCAAAACAAAACAAUAAAUUGUCUAUAAUAUAAGUUUCUAACAUUUAAU
Diuraphis noxia (Russian wheat aphid) is the source of this 1644-nucleotide messenger RNA. RefSeq lists its product as uncharacterized. Gene Ontology annotation, cellular component: nucleus. The record is from RefSeq and is a predicted model, not a curated record. Gene Ontology annotation, biological process: regulation of transcription by RNA polymerase II. Gene Ontology annotation, molecular function: RNA polymerase II cis-regulatory region sequence-specific DNA binding; DNA-binding transcription factor activity, RNA polymerase II-specific. NCBI's taxonomy places the organism in Eukaryota, Metazoa, Arthropoda, Insecta, Hemiptera, Aphididae.